Molecule: messenger RNA, 2113 nt
Organism: Betta splendens (Siamese fighting fish)
Lineage: Eukaryota; Metazoa; Chordata; Actinopteri; Anabantiformes; Osphronemidae
Gene: myoz2a
Product: myozenin 2a
Exons: 6
Coding region: 1218-1970 (250 amino acids)
Cellular component (GO): actin cytoskeleton; Z disc
Molecular function (GO): actin binding; telethonin binding; FATZ binding
Source: RefSeq, a predicted model, not a curated record
GCUGGGCGGGGCUGGAGGGGACUUGUUCCCAUGGUGACCACCCGUUACAUAACGACAGUGGGUACCUAGUGCAGCCGAGCCAUUAGAGAAUGAGAGUUAAGGCCACAGAGGGAGGUGGUGCUUUGGAUUUGGAAAACACUCGCUAUUACAGGGGUGGAGCUGCAGCUGGAAUGUGAGGAGUGCGUCACAGAAACACAGAACUUCAGUUUUGUGUGGGAGCUUCUUGGCCUCCAGCCUCAUGUGGUCGACCUUCCUCCUUUUAUCUGGCUCCUUCAGCAGGUAAAUAAACAUGGAGGAGGUGGAUUAAAGUGAACAAGGUCAGUGACUGGCUUAUGAGGUGAGUGCACCCCGUUAGGUCCUGCAUCACAUGACGGCCUUUCACACAAAUUGUACCUGAUUGGUGUGCGGGCUCGUGCAGGAAGUCACAGAUUAUAUUUAUGGGCCCUGAUGGAAACAAACGCAGCCAAGUCAACUUUAUGCUCCACGUCAGAGCUUCUUUACGGGUUUCAAGGAGUGUUUACGUUUCUGCUGCCGUGAAGCUGCGAGAGUGCAACAGGCUGAAGGUUAAAGCAGUUCAGAUGAAGCGGCUGUCAGAUGGAGUCAAAGUGGACAGGAGUCACAGACACGUACCUGCCACCACAGUCGGCACCUGAUCACUGACCACUGAUCCCAGAACCCGUCUAAAUCAGCUUUUAUCAGAAUAUUAGAGCCAUUUACACACCAUUUAUGCAUUAUUACUUGUCUUAUUUAGCGUUUUUCACCUGAUGUGUUAAAAUACCUUUAUUUUGACAUCAGUCCCACACACUGUCCAUCCUAUAUUUACUCAAUCUUAAUUCCCCAAUAAUUACUUUUAUUUCAUUUUAUUCAGUGUUCACACCAACAUACACUGUACAAGCUGGGAGCUACUGUACAAACAGCAGCAGACAGUAGGUGAUUGGGAGCAGUAGUGGCAGAGCUCUAAAUUUAGUCAGCCCUCCUCUUGUGAACUAAAUACCAGUGACAACAGACGAGCCGACACCCGGCCGUCCACUCGCUGCCUCAGUCGCUGGGGUCAGGCUUCAGCCCCCUCCCAUCCACAAGCCUCAGUGCACAGGCGCCGGCGCUGGUGGCUCUACCCGGCCUGACCCGCUCGCCUCUCACCUCUGGUUCCUUCCUCUGAGGGAAACGGCACCACCUGAGACGCUCCCCCUCCAGGCUCCUUCAGCACAGGGGCCGACAUGUCACAAUUCUCCACCAUGACGACGAGGGAGAGGAAAAUGCAGGCGGCAGCCAUCUGCAGGGAGGUUCAGGCCCAGGAAGACGUAGAGGCGGAUCUUGGGAGGAAAAUGAAUGUGCCCAAGGACAUCAUGCUGGAGGAGCUGUCUCUCGCCUCCAACCGGGGCUCCCGUCUCUUCAAAAUUCGCCAGAGACGCUCGGAAAAAUACACCUUUGAGAGCAUCCGGAACGAAAACAACAAGCUGCUGAGUGACACAGCGGUUUCGUGUGUGGAGAACGGGAGCGUGACGGACGCCCACUGCUCUGAGGACGUGGACCGGUCCCCCGACGAGGCGAGGGUGGCGCCGGACCCGGAGAGCAUCGCCCAGGGGUACGGAGGCCCCUUGAAAGACGUCCCCCCAGAGAAGUUCAACUGCACGGCCGUGCCCAAGGCCUACCAGUCGCCCUGGGAGCAGGCGGCCGGCAGCGACCCGGCCGUGGCCCACUCGCUCGCGGGCCUCGGGCCUCAGCCGGGGCCUCAGCCGGGACCGCCUGGAUACAAGUGCUUUAACAGGGUGGCGACGCCGUUCGGCGGCUUCAGCGGGACGCCGCGGCCCGUGCCGCUCAGACCCGUCCAGCCGGAGCCCCUCCCCCACCUCCCCGAGCCGCAGGGGGACGCGGCCGGGACCCGGCCCUCCUUCAACAGAGCCGCUCUGGGGUGGGCGGCGGCGGGCGGCCCCCCGGAGCGGUUGAUCCCCGAGUCUGACGACCUGUGAAACACAGGAAGUCACAGUUUGUCUCCUGGCUGUUGAUGCACGUGGGCUCCAACAUGACGUGAGCUUUUGUACAUAUGGUGCAGCAGACGGACACUCUACUGUAGUAAAAGUCAUGUUGAUGCUCAAUAAAAGUGUGCUAUUUA